This is a messenger RNA of Aegilops tauschii subsp. strangulata, 777 nucleotides long. RefSeq lists its product as uncharacterized. The record is from RefSeq and is a predicted model, not a curated record. NCBI's taxonomy places the organism in Eukaryota, Viridiplantae, Streptophyta, Magnoliopsida, Poales, Poaceae.
AUGGCUCAAGCAGGAAAGGAGACUUUGAUAAAAGCUGUGGCACAUGCCAUUCCUGCUUAUAUUAUGGGCGUGUUUAAAUUACCUUUGUCAGUAUGCGAUGAUCUAACACGGAUGGUUAGAAAUUACUGGUGGGGUUCGGAGAAAGGCAAGAGGAAAGCUCACUGGAUGGCAUGGGAGAAAAUUAUUCAGCCAAAGGCUAGGGGGGGAUUGGGUUUUCGUGAUUACAGAAUCUUUAAUCAAGCUUUACUAGCCCGGCAGGCAUGGCGGCUUCUCGUCAAUCCGGACAGCCUAUGUGCGAGAGUCUUAAAAGCUAAGUAUUAUCCUAACGGUCGUUUGGAAGACACCGUGUUUGCAGGGAACGCCUCAUCGUCAUGGCAAGCGAUCACGUACGGGCUUGAGCUGUUGAAGAAGGGUCUUGUGUGGCGGGUCGGCAAUGGCCAGAAUGUCAGAAUCUUGCGAGAUCCCUGGCUGCCUCGACCACCAUCAUACAGACCCGUCACCGUGCAAGGAAGAUGCAGAUUGCGACGUGUAGCUGACCUGCUCAGCGCGCAUGGAACCUGGGAUGUGGAUCUUCUCCGCCAAUACUUCGUGUCACCGGACGUUGAGGAAAUUCUUCGCAUCAGGCCAGCACCAAGCCUUGAUGAUGUGCUACCAUGGGCACCGGAUCCCAAAGGCGUCUUCUCUGUACGGAGUGCGUAUAAGAUCGCCCUGGACGACAAAUCCCGCACAUCUACGUGCGCCAUGAGCAGGGCACCGGACGGCAAUCGCGCCGUCUGA